Stegastes partitus (bicolor damselfish) is the source of this 4595-nucleotide messenger RNA. RefSeq names its product ATPase H+ transporting V0 subunit a2b (gene atp6v0a2b). Gene Ontology annotation, biological process: vacuolar acidification; proton transmembrane transport. The record is from RefSeq and is a predicted model, not a curated record. The coding region runs from base 405 to 2954 and encodes 849 amino acids. The transcript is spliced from 20 exons. Gene Ontology annotation, cellular component: vacuolar proton-transporting V-type ATPase, V0 domain; plasma membrane; vacuolar proton-transporting V-type ATPase complex. Gene Ontology annotation, molecular function: proton-transporting ATPase activity, rotational mechanism; ATPase binding. NCBI's taxonomy places the organism in Eukaryota, Metazoa, Chordata, Actinopteri, Pomacentridae.
GGAGUGUUACGGACACGGCGGCUAAAACUUCCUAAACUAUGAGAAGAGUUGUUACCACAUCCUGAGAUAAGUCACGCCAGCGGUCGUAACAUCGAUUGCCUCACAGUUUCACGUUCAACCUUUGUAGAAACAAGUUUUUUUUCCCCACCACGAAUCAACAACACGGCGCUUACCAGGCUAGCCAAUUAGCUGGCUAACAGGAACAGCCUCUGCUGUGACGGUAGCUAUGUAAAGUCUGCGUUGUGCGAGUCAAAUAUUGUUUCAUCACCUGAGCCGAACCAUGAGAAGGACUAAGGAGGACUUUAGCGACCGUCGUUGACGUACAAUUUACAGAAAACGCAGCAGUUAGCGUGCUAACAUUAGCCCGUCCGCGGAGCAGGGGAAUAUCAGAGGCAACUGUCAAGAUGAGCUCUCUGCUGCGAGGUGAAGAGAUGUGUCUGGCCCAGCUGUUCCUGCAGUCCGGCUCUGCGUACGACUGCAUCAGUGAACUCGGAGAACUGGGGCUGGUGGAGUUCAGAGACCUCAAUCCCAAUGUUAACGCCUUCCAGCGGAAACACGUCAAUGAGAUUAAAAAAUGUGAAGAGAUGGAGAGGAUCCUCGGAUACCUUCUGAGGGAAAUCAAGAAAGCAGACAUUUCACUGCCAGACAGAGAUGUGAACCCAGUGGCUCCUUUACCCAAGCACGUCAUUACUAUCAUGGAGCAGCUCCAGAGACUAGAGGUGGAGUUGGGUGAAGUCACCAGGAAUAAAGAGAAGCUGCAGAAGAAUCUGCUGGAGCUGACAGAGUACACACACAUGCUGCGCAUCACUCGCAGCUUCGUACAGAGAAGUGCUGAGCGAGAGCACCUAGAAGCACAGUAUGAGGAGUUUCCCUUCCUAGAAAAAGACACAAUGAUGGACUACAGCAGCAUGCAGAGGCUGGGAGCCAAACUGGGUUUCGUCUCUGGGCUCAUUCAUAGGGUGAAAAUCGAGGCCUUUGAGCGAAUGCUUUGGAGAGUAUGUAAAGGCUACACAAUCCUCAGCUAUGCUGAAGUUGAAGAGUAUCUAGAUGAUCCUGACACAGGUGAACCUACGAAAAGUGUGGUGUUCCUGAUAUCUUACUGGGGAGACCAAAUAGGCCAGAAAGUGAAGAAGAUCUGUGAUUGCUACCACUGUCACUUGUAUCCGUAUCCCAGUAGCAACGAGGAGAGGAAUGAUGUCGUGGAGGGACUAAGAACUCGCAUUCAGGACCUGCACACAGUGCUUCAUCGGACAGAGGAUUAUCUGAAACAGGUCCUGAUUAAGGCUUCAGAAUCCGUCUACACCUGGGUCAUCCAGGUCAAGAAAAUGAAAGCCAUCUACUACAUUCUGAACCAGUGCAGCUUUGAUGUGACGAAUAAGUGUCUAAUCGCUGAGGUGUGGUGUCCCGUCGAUGACAUUCCCACGCUGCGGAGAGCGCUCGAAGAUGGAUCGAGAAAAAGUGGAGCAACGGUUCCUUCCUUCGUCAAUCGAAUACCCACUACUGACACUCCCCCCACCCUGAUCAGAACCAACAAAUUUACCUCUGGCUUCCAGAACAUCGUGGAUGCUUAUGGAGUGGGAACUUACAGGGAGGUGAACCCUGCUCCAUUCACAAUCAUAACUUUCCCGUUCUUGUUCGCUGUGAUGUUUGGGGAUCUGGGUCAUGGAGCUAUCAUGGCUCUCUCAGCUGCCUGGAUGGUUUUGUACGAGAACAACCGAAAACUUAAAAACACCAGGAACGAGAUCUGGAACACAUUCUUUGAGGGACGGUACAUCAUUCUGAUGAUGGGCCUGUUUUCCAUCUACACUGGCCUCAUAUACAAUGACUGCUUCUCAAAAUCCCUUAAUAUCUUUGGUUCUGGGUGGAGUGUGAAGGCCAUGUUUGACACGAAAGUGUGGACUCCGGAUACCCUCAUUGGAAAUCGUGUUCUUUCACUGGAUCCGAACGUUACAGGAGUUUUCAAAGGACCAUACCCUCUGGGAAUCGACCCAAUUUGGAACUUGGCAUCCAACCGCCUUACAUUUCUCAACUCCUAUAAGAUGAAAAUGUCUGUGAUCCUGGGCAUCAUACACAUGAGCUUUGGGGUCGUCCUCAGCACUUUCAAUCACCUACACUUUAGGAAGAAGUACAACCUGUACUUAGUGUUCCUGCCUGAGCUCCUGUUCCUGUUGUGUCUGUUUGGAUACCUGGUGUUCAUGAUUUUCUACAAGUGGCUGUUCUUCACUGUUAAGGACUCCAGAUAUGCACCGAGCAUUCUCAUCCAUUUCAUAAACAUGUUCCUCAUGCAGGGCGACGCAAUGCAGCCUCUCUACCCAGGACAGACUGGCCUGCAGGUAUUUCUUUUGGUUAUUGCUGUUCUCUCAGUGCCUGUUUUACUCCUGGGGAAACCUGUCUACCUUUAUUGGCUUCAAAAUGGAAGCCACCGCCUUGGAAUGUACAGGGGAUACGAGCGCGUGCGGCGAAGCAGUGAAGAGGAGCUCUACCUGAUGAGGGCUCAUGACAUGGAGGAGGGCAGCAGUCACAGCGAGUUUUCCACUAGUGGAGAGCAAAACACGGAGGAGUUUAACUUUGCAGAUGAGUUCCUCCAUCAAGCCAUUCAUACUAUCGAGUAUUGCCUGGGUUGCAUCUCCAACACCGCCUCCUACCUGAGACUCUGGGCUCUGAGCCUGGCACAUGCCCAGCUGUCAGAGGUGCUGUGGGCCAUGGUGAUGCGAAUAGGACUACGAAUGGACACCAGUCUUGGGGUUUUAUUCCUGGUGCCAGUGUUUGGCCUGUUUGCUGUUCUCACUGUGUCCAUCCUCCUGGUGAUGGAGGGUCUGUCUGCGUUCCUCCAUGCCCUCCGGCUGCACUGGGUGGAGUUUCAGAAUAAAUUCUACAGUGGGACUGGAGUCAAGUUUUGCCCCUUUUCCUUCUCUCUCCUGCCCUCCAGCUUUGAGCACGACGGUUUACUGUGAACGGACUAUCUAAUAACACUGUCAGGUGGCGAACAGAGCCAAAACAAGCCAGCAGGGUUCUGUGCUUAAAAAGACUUGAUCCAGAGAUGUCAUGAGGUGAUUUUGAUAUUUAUUUUUCCUCUUUUAAAAAAUUUGUCAUGUAAAGAAAAUUGUAUGGUGAGUUUCACAAAGUUUCGCCAACCUGCUGCACUCCCAAUUGUUUCAAAAAAAACAAAAAAACAUGGACAAAACAAAGUGUGCUGUUGAGAAAUUAGUAUUUCUAAUUGCAAAUUCAUGUAACAAAGAGUAUUUUGUAUCAGGAUCAGUUUAUGAAACAGCACAACAUUUUGAGGUUGAAAUGUGAGGAUCAGUUUUAAAAUGUAACCCAUAUGCUUACAACCAUCAAAUUUUUAUAAGAUAACGGUUGUUGAUGUCAUUUCUAUCCACCAAAAGUAAAAUAAAGGAAAAAAAACCCAACAAUAUAAGAUAUUUACUAUUAGAUAAUAAGCAAUUAGAAGGACUUACGAUCUGGAUGCACAGAAAUCUCUGACGGAGUAAUUUGUUCCCAUUUUGGGGGGAUGAAUAAGAAAAAAGAUAAAAAUAACAUCUUUUCCUUUAAGAAGAAAAAAAAAUCAGAUCUUUAUUUAUUUCUUGUGUUUCCCUAGGGCAAUUCAUUUUGGCAUAAUUGUGUUUGUGAAUGCUGUUAUUUUAGUUUCAUUCUUGACUAAGUUUCAGUCUUUGGCCGAUUUGGUUUCCGCAUACUGAGUAGUGAGCCACUUCAGUUAGUUAUUGCUCAGCUUUUUGUUGCACUGACUGCCUUACAGAAGUACAACUGCAUAACAGCAUACUGUAUCACUCUUCAGGUUCCCUUAUGUCCCCAGUCUAUCCUACCAAAACACAGUGAAAGGUGUUUGAAAGGGCUUAUGCCGCGAUGAGAUGUGUAUAUACUUUUGCAGAAUUAUUUUUUAAUUUAUUUUAAAACGUCGGAACGGAAGUACAGAUGAAUGUUAAUGGAAUGUGAUUUUUACUUUGAUGCAUUCACAGUGUUGCCUUUGCGCCUGCCACUUACUGUACAAUUUAACAUUCCAUGCAUGGAAAAACUUCAAUCAUUCAUUUGUUGACUCAGCUCUGCUGGCUGGAAGUAGCUUACUUUGAAAGAUCCUAAAUCCAUUAUUAGUACAGUGGCUGGCCUGCAUUAAACCUUAAUAGGAGCAAAUUUAGUUACUGGUUUCAGGCACUGGUAUUUGAUCUUUUCUUUUUUUUUUUUAGUGGGUUAGUACCAUCAGGAAUUGGGAUUGUUUCCAAAGGGAAGGAGAAUAAAUUGUUGUCACUGUUGUGUGUGGGAGGGAAAAAAGCGUCUGCGUUUUGUUCUGUGGCAGCAGAAUUGAACUGAUUAUUUUAGCAGAGGUUCAGUUUGUUAUCAGAUCUUGAUGAUACAAGUGGCAGUCGCGGUUUUAUUAGGGCAGGUGACAUUUCAUUAGUCGAAAAGGAAUUGUUCAAUGCUUGAUUGAAGGGGUAUUGUAAUUUCUUCUAAUGCAAGCCUGAUUGCUCAUUUAAUUUUAAGAAUCAUGUUUUUCUGUUCACAAACACUACAUGCUGUAAUUCUUUUAAGAAAAUUGUCUGUUCAGCCUCAAUGUCAAUAAAUUGUAUUUGUUUGAGUAG